AUGAGAUGUACGUCUUUUCUCAUCUACCUGUAUAUUUUCGUAAUCUUAUUACAAUUAAUUAAUUCUGCGACGAAUUGUCCGUCCACGAAAUUAUCGAAUGAGAUAUUCUACGAAAUCUUCGAUUAUCUCGAUGGUUUCGAUAUUUUUCGAGCAUUUUAUGGUCUUAAUCAUCGUUUACAAAAACUUCUGAUUAAUCCAUUGUUGUCAAUGAAAUGUCAAUUAUCUUCACAAGUCGAAUUCAAUGUCCAUUAUCAAUGCUUUCUUGAAUCAUUCAAACGACAAGUGAUUUCAAUAGAAUUCAAUGAUAGUCAAGCUGUCGAUAAUUUCAUGCGAUGUUUUAUCUUCGAUUCAUCAUUUUCUCGUCUUCGAUCACUUACUUUCGAUUCGAUAUCAAUCAACACAUUGACCAUUCUUCUCUUCUAUAUCAAAUCGUUACCCUGCCUUUCAUUAUUAAGUAUCAAUCUUACAUAUUCUUCUAAUGAUCUUGGCUUUAUCUAUCAAAUGAUCUUUCAUCUACCAUUAAAAUUCCUUCAAAUUGUAAUACCUUAUACGCGAUUCUCACCCAUUCAUGUACAAAAUCCAACUAUGGUUCAUUUCUCAUCGAUUGAACGUCUAUUCAUUCAUCAUGAAUGCACCGUCAAUCAGCUGAUGAGCAUUCUUGUUCAUACACCAUGUCUUCGUCAUCUGGAUUGCUUCAAACUGUCCGGUGUAGGAUAUUCGAGUAAUGAACUAAACACUGUAAUGAAAUUGCGUUAUUUGACACGGUUCGGUGUUGGAUCAGUUGGUUUAAAGUUCGACGACUUGGAAAAUUUGUUAUUGUUAUUAUGCUUUCGAUUGAAAGAUUUAGCUUUGACAGUUCGUAAUGAAGAUACAAAGUAUUUAGAUGCUGAUCGAUGGAAAGAAUUGAUUUCAACCAAAAUGCCAUUGUUGAAAAAUUUCUACCUUCGUUAUUACCAUGUGAUUGGCAACUUUUUCAUGAUUGAUUCUUAUGAAAAGAUCAUUAAUCGUUUUACAUCACAGUUUUGGGUCGAUCAACAAUGGAUUCUGCACGUUUUAGUCAAGAAAAACAAGUUGGUGUAUUGUGUAACACCAGUUCGUCUGAUCGGUGAUUAUCAAGACGAUUUAUACACACAAGUUUUACAACAGUUACAUGUCGUCAGUCGAACUAGCGUUCAUCCGAUAUUUCAAAUGUUAUAUAUUACGUAUGUAAACAUGAAUUGUGGAGAUAUGAAUGUCAGCUUGAUGAUUAAUAUGUUAAAUAUUUUACCACACUUGAAAUCGAUGGAAAUCUCCGAUUCGUUAUUAUGCGAACCAAUGAGCUUGGAAGAAGAAGAUCAUAUGAUGUUGGUAAAUUAUCUGGCGAAGAAUAAGAUUAUGAAAAUAUCUCUUCGAAAUGUACAUGAUGAGAAACAAAUCGAUUUUAUUUGGAAACAUUUUCCUCGAAUACAGUACUUUCGAUUAGAUCGUGUACGACAAGCUAAUCUUCAGCCAAUGAUACACGAUUUGAUUUUGAAAGCGAACCAAAACAAGAUCUUAUAUCAGAUGACACUUUGUAUUAUUUGUGAUGAUGCUGAUUAUUAUCAAUUAGGAAAAUUACAUCAAAUGAUUAUGAAGAAAAAAUUCCUAAAGAACUGUAUUGUUCAUCGUCGAUAUGCUAGAUUUUAUAUUGAAUGGAUAUAG
Adineta ricciae is the source of this 1680-nucleotide messenger RNA. The record is from the annotation of a GenBank genome assembly. NCBI's taxonomy places the organism in Eukaryota, Metazoa, Rotifera, Eurotatoria, Adinetida, Adinetidae.